AUGGUUCAGAGUACCGGUAUAUACUUUAUCAGCAUUCCCAUCAGCGCCACAAUCAGGCAUUCCCAUCAGCGCCACCAUCAAGCAUUCCCAUCAGUGCCACAAUCAGGCAUUCCCAUCAGUGCCACAAUCAAGCAUUCCCACCAGUGCCACAAUCAGGCAUUCCCAUCAGUGCCACAAUCAAGCAUUCCCAUCAUUGCUACAAUCAAGCAUUCCUAUCAGCACCAGUCAAGCAUUCCCAUCAGUGCCACUACCAAGCAUUCCCACCAACGCCAUAAUCAAGCAUUCCCAUCAGCGCAAAAAUCAAGCAUUCCCAUCAAUACCACAAUCAAGCAUUCCCAUCAGUGCCACUACCAAGCAUUCCCACCAAUGCCACAAUCAAGCAUUCCCAUCAGCACCACAAUCAAGCAUUCCCAUCAGCACCACAAUCACGCAUUCCCACCAACGCCACCAUCAAGCAUUCACAUCAUUGCUACAAUCAAGCAUUCCCAUCAGUGCCACAAUCAAGCAUUCCCACCAACGCCACCAUCAAGCAUUCCCAUCAGCGCAACAACCAAGCAUUCCGACCAACGCCACAAUCAAGCAUUCCCAUCAAUACCACACUCAAGCAUUCUCAUCCACACCACAAUCAGGCAUUCCCAUCAGCACCACAAUCAAGCAUCCCCAUCAGAGCCACAAUCAAGCAUCCCCUCAGAGCCAUGA
Molecule: messenger RNA, 699 nt
Organism: Haliotis rubra (blacklip abalone)
Lineage: Eukaryota; Metazoa; Mollusca; Gastropoda; Lepetellida; Haliotidae
Product: alpha-amylase 4-like
Exons: 1
Coding region: 1-699 (232 amino acids)
Source: RefSeq, a predicted model, not a curated record